This is a messenger RNA of Nicotiana tabacum (common tobacco), 501 nucleotides long. RefSeq lists its product as uncharacterized. NCBI's taxonomy places the organism in Eukaryota, Viridiplantae, Streptophyta, Magnoliopsida, Solanales, Solanaceae. The record is from RefSeq and is a predicted model, not a curated record.
AUGACGUCGUAUGAGGCUUUAUAUGGUAGGCGAUGUCGUUCUCCUAUUGGUUGGUUUAAGCCCGGUGAGGCUAGGAUGUCGAGUACGGACUCAGUUUGUGAUGCCUUAGAUAAGGUGAAGUUGAUCCAGGAUCAUCUUCAUAUAGCUCAGAGCAGUCAUAAGAGUUAUGUAGACAAGAAGGUCCAUGAUAUGGCUUAUAUGGAGGGCGAGAAGGUACUUUUGAAAGUUUCACCUAAGAAGGGCGUGAUGAAAUAUGGGAAAAAAGGCAAGUUGAGCCCAAGGUUUAUUGGCCCAAUUAAGAUCUUAGAGAGAGUUAGAGAGGUUUUUUAUAGGUUUGGAUUGCCUCCUCGCCUAGUAGGGGUACAUCUAAUAUUUCAUGUUUAUAUGCUUCAAAAAUUUCAUGAAGACAAGUCGCAUGUAUUAGACUUCAGAAUAAUGCAGCUUGAUGAGAAUCUAACUUAUGAAGAACAGUCGGUAGCUAUUAUAGAUCAGCAAGUUUAG